Rotaria sp. Silwood1 is the source of this 555-nucleotide messenger RNA. The record is from the annotation of a GenBank genome assembly. NCBI's taxonomy places the organism in Eukaryota, Metazoa, Rotifera, Eurotatoria, Philodinida, Philodinidae.
AUGAAUGAUGAAGUACAUAUGUUUACAUUUCUACAUAAUAUCAAAUGUCAAUAUGGUGGUCAAUGUGAUGAUAACGAUCCAAAACAUCUGAGUGAAUAUGAUCAUCCAGAUUAUUGUAUAGAUGAAGGCAAUUGUCAAAAUGUUCAUCAACAACAUUUAUUUGCUUAUCGACAUUUACCAUUAUGUUCGGAUGGAUUUAAUUGUUCGAAAUAUCUCAAGAGAGAUAAUGAUCAUUGUAAAGAAUUUCGUCAUUGUAAAUCUAUGUGUCCUUAUGAUAAUUGUUGUAUUCAAUUUCAUGAUAAACAACAUUUUGAAAAUACAAUACAUUCAUUUCGAUUACCAUGCCCAUUUACGCCAUAUAAUUGUUCAAUGUAUGUUGAAUUUAUACAAACUGGAAAUACAAAUAAAAUAUCUUCGGAAGUAGAAAAUCAUUGUUAUAAAUAUUCACAUGUUUGUCCAUUUGGUCAUCAAUGUAAAACAAAAGAUGAAAAACAUUUUGAAACAUCAAUUCAUAUUGCUCGUAGAAUAUGUUCUGAUAUUGAUAAAUGUUUAUAA